This is a messenger RNA of Aspergillus welwitschiae, 777 nucleotides long. RefSeq lists its product as uncharacterized. NCBI's taxonomy places the organism in Eukaryota, Fungi, Ascomycota, Eurotiomycetes, Eurotiales, Aspergillaceae. The coding region runs from base 142 to 690 and encodes 182 amino acids. The transcript has 2 exons. The record is from RefSeq and is a predicted model, not a curated record.
CAUAUUUACACCUUCAAUUCUUGAAAUAACUUCGCGUGUAUCGAAAAGCACGCCGUUACUUUCCAAAUACUUUGCUGCUUCGGAUUGCAUCCGAAGACCUAUCGAACAUAAAAAAAAAAAAAAAAUCCAACUAUCAAAAUCAUGUUCAAUCCUAUUUCUAAGCUUGUUCGGCGCGGCGACUCUGGAAGCAACGAUGGACUCUCCCCCACCAUGGUCGAUCUCUUGAUCUCCCUGCUGGUUCUCAUUUUGCUCGGUCUCGCCCUGGUCGGUGCACUUCUUGUCUUGCGCCGCAAGCGCCUGAAUCGCGAACAAUCCGAACUUCCUGUACACAACGGGCAAUGCGUGCCAAACCACCGUCGUUUCACCGUCUCUGCUUCGCCGAACGCCAAGACAGAGUCCGUUCUGGUUUAUGAUGAAAAGCGCAGUCUUAUCGAGAACUCGUCGAGUCCCCCGCCCAGCCCGGUUCCCGAAAUUCGCAUUACGUUUCCAGAGGAGGAGGACGAAUCCGGAAAGCGCAAGUCGGGCCGAGUUGUGGUUGUGAGAAUUACCGACGCAGGUGGAGUGGGCUUGGAGCCUUGCAAUGAGGAACUUCCGCCGUAUCAGUCCAGCGAUGCGGAGCGAUUCCAGUCGUUGGAUAUCGAGCGCAUGGGUGGACUCAAAGAAAAGGAAUCCACCAAUAGAUGGUCUUAAAAGAAUCGACCUGCUCAACGACCGCGGUCAUCGGCUCAUUGUUCCCAUCGACUGAUACCCCUUCGAAUGACCGAUGUCGCCUUUUUG